CUACACUACAUUUAUUUGGAGAGGAAUAAUGCCAGUCUCCUACAUUUAAAAUUUAUUCCAAAUCUUUCAAAUGAUAGCAGAAUGAUCUUCCCAUACUUAUCAAGAAGUGACAGGAGUUAGGAAUUUAAAACCUGUUUUUGAAUCAUUUGAUUUGUAAAAUGUUUCUCAAGGCUUCAACACAAUAUAAUUGGCUGCCUAUCCUCUUCUUUCAACUGAAUGUAAAUGACCUGUCAAUUUCUGCAUAUGGCUUUCUAAAUUUAGGUGAUAAGAUAAUUUACAUUUAUAAGCGGUAACCCAAGAAGAUGCAUAGUGCAACUGUAUAACUAAUUCAGGCUAAAGGAUUGUGAUGGAGACCAUUAUUUUGUGAAGAAAUAAAUCCUGUUAAAUAAUAAACAUAAAGCAUAGCUACAAGAAUGGUGAGAAAAGGAAGAUGGCAAAGUCAUAGUAGUUUUUCAGAAAGUAGAAUCCAAAGAAACAUAUUUAGAGAGACUGUUACAGAAUCAUCAUCUCUAUUCAAUUUUUGCAGAAAAUAUGCAAAUUGUAAAAAUAUGCAAAUAAAAACACUUUGUCUCAUUAAAGUAUUUUGAAAAGAAAAGCAAAUUCAAAAUACAUUCAAGCUUCAUACUAUUCUAGCUAAGUGCAAGCAUUUAAAAAAUAAGAAAACAAUGAUUGACCUGGACAAUAUAUUUAAGAUAUUUGGGCCAUGUCAAUACAGAAUACUGUAAAGGCAAGCUUUCCUUUUUAUUCAUGUGAACUUAGUGUUACAUGAUUAGAAGACUCUAUCUAGUAUAAGGGUGAGAUAAAUCUGGUUCACAUUCUAGCUUUGGCAACCUAUUAGCUCUCUGAAUUUGGACAAGUCAUUUAAAGUCUCAGCCUCUUGUACUUAUCUACAAAAUUGAGUUGUUAGCAGAAUUAAAAGAUGUGGAAGUUAGCUUCUGCUCAAUAAAAUUAUGUCAAUGUAAAUAGGCAAUGUAGCUAACAUUGCCAUCCAAGUAGUGUUUUAUAUCCUAUAUUAUUUGGUUUGCCUACCCACCAGUAUAAAUUUCAUAGAGAGGUGCAAAUGAUGUUUAAUUAAGUUGGCUAAAUGGAUCUUGUUAUACAUUGGCAGCCACGUGGUAUAUUAUAAAUGAUCUACGGCUUCGUGUUCAGAGAUCUAGUUUUGACAUUGGCUCUGCUAUCCAGCAACUGAGUGAACCUAAACAUGCCACUAAAAUCACUUGAGCUUCAUAUUAAAAACUGGAGAGGGGAGGGAAAUAAUGCAGAACCUAUUUCAGAAGGUUAGAAUAAAAAUAAAUGAGCUAACAUGUAUGAAGGCGCUUUAUAAAAAGAAGCUCUCCAAAUAAGUGUCAGAUGAUGAAACACGCAAGAAGAGGGUUUUGGAAGGUACUGUAUUUGAGAUUGACAUGAAGGAGAAAAAAAAAACCUUAGCAAUUACAAAAUGAAAAUAUUUAAUUUAGAAAUACCAAAUAAUCUACAAACUUUUACUUCAAACUUCUUUAACUUUCUUCUACUUUGUGUGGCAUGCAUAGUGCUCUGAUAGCAAUGUGUUUAGAAGGUUGUAAGAGGAAGGCUGCUCAAAAAAUACAUUACGCAGAUUUGGAAGGGGGUGGAGGUAAAGUUAGAAUUUCUGAGUCAUUAAAACAUCAGAUAGCACUUUCUGAAAGGUGUAACUUUAUUUAAAACUGUGCUGCUGUGAAUUCUACCAUGCUGCAGACACCUCUGAAUCAACAAUCUCUGUUGGCAAAUUGUUAUGCUGACAAAUUCUCACACAGACUGAAAAGUUCCAUUUUGUAAACAAAUAAGUGGGUUACUAAUGAUCUAGCUUACCACCUGGAACUUUGAAAAGUGGGGCCCUGGCUUGAGUGACCCUGAAUAAUCUAUUUCUCACAUUAGCAAAGCAGACUCAAGUAUUUAUCACCAAAAUCAGAGAGCCACUGUAUGAAUGUAAUGUUAAGUCUGAUAGUCUUCUUCAAGCACGAACAGCACAUCACUGACUUCAUUGGCUGGAGUCCCUAAGAUAGUAAGAGGGGCAUAAUGUGCUAAUGUGGUCUUCUUCAUACCACUAGGGGCUCUGUUUCACUUCUGUCCAUAACAGAACACAUUUAUUUCCUAGAAGAAUGAUCCACAGGUCUCUUGGCCAGGAUAUUUGAUGUACACACAUGGGAAUGCACCUGCAGGCAAAUACAGGUUGGGUGAUGGGCACUUUUUCUCCUGAGUCACAGUCAGUCACAGGGGCUCUAGUUUUGUGCCUUCUGAUCACUACCCCCAGCAUCUACAAGGAAUGAACUGGACAUGUGACAUACCCAUGCAGCUGGGUGAAAAAUCAUCAGCCAUUACAGUGAAGGGAAGUAGGUGAGGUACAUGUGUAUAUCAUAGACUUUGGAGCAAGCAAAGUGCACAUAUGUUACAAAAGGUAAAGUGUGCACAUAACAAAAGAUGUACAGGAACAGUAGUGUCCAAGAAGGGAUGUCAGAUGUGGAGAUAGGAGGUGCUGGGCCCAGACCCUGUUUGUAGUGCGAUUAACUGAGAUGUCUAAUAAAAGCUUAACACGGGGUCUAGAAUAUGGGAAAUCCUCAUAUAUCAGUAUUAUUAGGAAGUAAUUUUCUUUCCACUCCUUUAAUAAAAUUCCAAUUUGAGCAUCACCUACAUAUUAAAGGGGGUUUCAUUUCAUGAUCACAAGGCUCCUCCUAGCUCAGUGAGUAGAAUGAACCUAGUGGUAAUUUUACCUUUGGGCAGCCUUGUUUUAUAAAGGGCUAGGACUCAUUGUUUUAUAAGGACAAGGCACCUCUCUAGCCUACUAAUUGGUGGUAAGGUGAGAGAAUGUAGAGGGGAAUGCUUGUUUUUGACCUCAAUUUUGGUCCCAGACUCAUUUCUCAUGUACUUUCACCUUCCCAGUUCUAGAUGCUUUAAAUUCUCCAGCCCAUGUCUGGGAUGGCACAGAUUUACCUGUCGUCUCAUGAAGAAAGAGCAGGACCCAAAAGAAACAAGGAAUCUGGAAGUUUUGUCAUCAGAUCAACAACCUAGAAGUUAGAAGAGUUUAGUCCUGUGUGAUCAUGCAAACAAUGAUCUUCUUUCCUAUCUAGAAAGCAGAAAUGAUAUCCAGCCUUCCACACCUGUGAACACAGGCCUGAGCACCCAUUGUCCAGGUUAACAAAGAUGUCCUCAAGGGCCAGACCUGAGCAAAAUUAGAAAAUAGAGGUGGUAUGUUGCAACAAGCACUGGAACAGAAGCCGUGAUACCUGGAUCCUGGCUCUGCCAUUAACUAGUUAUGUGACCUUGAACAAGUCAUUUCACUUGUUUUGAGUCUUGGUUUUGAGUCAUUUGACUUGGUUUGAGUCAUUGCAUUUUUUAAGCCUUGGUUUUCUUAUAUGUAAAAUGUUUUACACAUAAGAAACGUUAUCACAUUUUACAUAUAAGAAAACCAAGGCUCAAAAAAGUGAAAUGACUUGUUCAAGGUCACAUAACUCAUUAAUGGUAGAGCCAGGAUCCAGGUAUCACAGCUUCUGUCACGGUUCAAAAACUCCCAAUAUUUACUGACAAGAAGAAAACGUUUAGAAAAUAUUUUAAUCAGAUAAAAAAAAACAAAGUUGUCUUGAAAAUGAGGGUCAGCCUUCCACAAUUAUGCCCUCUCCCUCUCAUUUGUUUCUCUGUCUCUCUCAUUCUUUUUGAUUCCUCAGUUUAUAAUAAAGUGUUACCACCAUAGGUGACACCUCCUUUAUUGGUAUUUGUGUGCUAAGAAAUCAAGCCUAUCUGGCGUUAGGAUUUCAGAUGCUUGCAAGCCAAAGAAUGUGGAGGAAGACUGUUUUUGCAAGUGCACGCAUGCAUGCGUGUGUGUGUGUGUGUGUGUGUGUGUGUUUUGAGGGAGAUGAGUAACUGGUAUCCUCCUUAGGCAGAAUACUCCAAAGACAGCAGCCUCUCUAGCUGAGGCAAGGUUGAUUGUGCAGAGAGCCUUUUACAGCGUGGCCCACAGACAAUAUGAAAUUCUCUCUCCUCUGCAGCCUUGGUCUGCAGUGACACUGGCAGAUGCUAAACUUCGGCCUGUCUAGAACAGUUAAUUAGGUUAUAGAGGCUGCCAAAAAUCCCAAAGUCAUCCAAAGAAAAUGCAACACUUUAAAAUCUGAAGCAAAGGUCAGAAGACACAAACAUUAAUCCUAUUUCUAAGAAGAGAGAAACAAACAAAGAAGGAAGGGAAAAAAGAAAGGCAGGAAGUCAGGUCCCUGCUAAUCUGGCAGCUUCUAAUUAAUCUUUUAUAAACAAUAUUGAGAUCAGGCAUAAAGUGAUCCUCGCUCUUUUCUCCAGUAAUAGAUACUGUACAUUCACGUACGAUGAUAUGCAAUAAACACCGUAUAUUUGUGACCUUUCCACAGCUCUCAGUCCAUCCCUCUUGAGACAACAGAGGAUCCUUCAGGGACCCCCUUCCUGCUGGAGAAUAUUUCCACCCGAGAAUGAGUCUGGAGUGAAGAAAUUGAAUCAAUUAAAUAGCUGGGUAUGUUCAAGCCUUCUUUAUGGGCUGCAUCAAAUUAUCACAAAGUAAGAACUGCUGCUGUCUGCCCCCUGGUUCUCAGCAGUGGAGAGGCAGCCUUACAAACCUAGAGACCCAAUUCUUCCAAAGAGGUUACCCCAGAACGUGUGUGCUGGGGCUGGAGUGGGGUAAAAAAAAUGAACAGCAGUGCAUGGGACUUCACUGCCACCAGCAGGCCCCAGAGGAAGUGCAGGCCCAGAGGAGGCCAGGCUGCUUAGAUUAGGAGCAUCCAGGCAAGAAGAGAACACAUGCGUCUGAACUGCCUCACCCUGUGCCCGCCCACCCCUUCUUCCCCAAUCUCAAAGAUUUGGAAAAACUGUUAUUCUUCCGUAAAAGACAGGUGUCCCUGCCCAAAAGCCCAGAAUAAGUGAUUUAGAGACUAAACUGCAAUUAAGGCUACAAACACUCCCUUCUCCCGGCGCCCUUAGUCUCCAACACAUUUACACUUUAUUUUGCGAGGUCUUCGUUCCUGUCCUGGCUUAUGCAGUAUUUCCAUGGGUGCAGUGGAGUGGAAGGGACACGGCGAUUUCACAUUUGGGUCCCUCUGCGUCUCAUGUCACCUCAGACAUGGACUGGACCCCUGCGCCCUCCACCUUGAGCCUGGAACCCGAGGACGGCCGCGCGUCCGCUGUGGCCGCCCUGGAUCAGCUUCAGGUGGAGCUGACCCACGCGUUGCACUGACUUGGAAAAGCGGCUGAAGUGCGCACAAGAAGCUGCUGUCCACAGCCAGCUCUGAUUUCUCGCACCCCGGUCCCAAUCCACGGCCACCUGCACUUUGCGUAACGUUGCGCAGGGGGGCGCUCCCGAGAACCCACACCCUCCCGCCCGGCCCAGGUGCGCACCGGCCCGCGCGGGGAUCCAGCAACCUGGCGGGCGACGGGACCGGGAGCCGCCAGGCGAGCAUAAGAGCUGGUGAGUGCGCCUUGAUGGGAGCAGAAAGGCCCCCUAGGAGCCUUAAAGGCCUCAGAGGAGCUACCCGCGGAGAUCCGCUCCCGGAAAGGUUCCGGGACCACGCGGCGUGGAGCACGUGAACUGCGCAGCUUGGCUAUAAAAACCCCCGCUCAGACGCGCGUGGGGAGCAAGCGGAGCGGCAGGACGCUGCCACCUGCGCCAGGAGAGAUAGGGAUGAAGCGACCCUCCCUCCAGGACGCCAGAGACAAUCUGGAGACUUGAUGAUUCAAACUCUCCGGGCCUGGCUUGGGGUUGUGUGCGUCGAACUUUGAGACUGGAUUCCCUGCACUUGGGCAGAGACGCGCAGACGCCCGCGAGUGUGGAUUCCCGAAAAUUCUCAGGGCUCGUGUGACCUUUAGGAGAGUUGGAGGGGGCGUAGUAGAAGUCUCAGGCUAAUUGAUUUCUUGUCCUCCACCACGGAGGCAGCCAGGAGCCCUCGGCUGUCCACAGAGGAGCCUGGGAGACCCCUGCGCACUCCCGAGGCCCCCGCGCCCAAGCCCCGGCCGUCCUCUAAGCCGCAGGUUAUUUCUGUGCCCGAGAGAGGCGGACUCGGAUAAAGUCGGGACGCCUUCUCGUACAUAAAGUUUCAUCUGCUCUCCUCGCUCGCACUGUCCCUGCCGCCUGGCGGCCCCCUCCUCCCACGGUGGGCGCGGGCGGGGAGAUGGCCGCCGGCGCUUCCCGGCGCAAACUGGCGCUGAGCGCGUAGCCGCAGCCACGCUGACCUCCCGCUCCAGCUGGCUGCUGCUCUGAGCCCUGGCAGCAGGCAAAGGCGGAGGCCCAGAGGGGCAAGAGACCUCUGCGACAGGGGCCCGAGGGUCCGUAUGGCAGCUCGUCGCCGGCGGGUGCUGUGCGCCACUGAGCUCGCCAGUGGCGCUUCGGGCUCGGAGCGACUCUGAGCGGCGCCGCCUGCAGAGAUCGACCCGGCAGUUCCGCGGAGCCGCGGGCAGGAACCCGAGGAGCAGGAGGUGGCGGCGGCGGCAGUGGCUGUUCCUCCCAGAGGGCGAUGUGGCCGGCAGGCGCGGGCACCAAGCUGCCCUGUCCCCGAGACUCUGCGCUCCGGCGGGCAGCUUUCUCUGGUAACCUCACAGCCCUGCCCUCUCACCUCGUGCCCGCCGGCCGCAGCGUCCGGGUCUUCAUCAGCGCCAACCCUGAAGAUACGGGAGCAGAAAGACAGGCACUAAGAGAAAAUGUAUAUCCUAAACUGAGAGAAUUCUGCAGAGAAAACUAUGGAUUGGAAUUUCAGGUCAUAGAUCUGUACUGGGGAGUGGAGGAAGAUGACUGGGACAGCCCAGAGCUCCAGAAGACCCGCAUGAAGCUGCUGGAGGAUUGCUUGAAAACUUCUGCAGGUCCAUGUUUUGUUGGACUAUUAGGUGAAAAAUAUGGGAAUAUCCGAAUCCCUGGAGAAGUUGAAGCCUCAGAGUUUGAAAUGAUUUUGGAUGCCGCCAUAGAGGCAAAGCUGGAGACCAAGUUGCUGGAGGAGUGGUACUGUCGAGAUGAGAACUCGGUGCCAGCAGCCUAUUACCUCAGACCCAAGGCAGAAAUGCUGAAAAGCAAUAGAAAUGCAAUGCAGCCUUCUGCCAACGCUGAAAAUGAGAAGACAUGGCAAGAGGUAUCAGAUGAGAUCAAGAAGAUAUUCAAGGCUGCUGUAAAGCUGUUACACGAAAAGGGUAAAAUGAAACACAGCCAGGCUAGGAGGUACCUGUUCUCAGCUAUAGAGGAUGAGUUUGACUUUGCUCUGGGAAAACAAACUCCAGCAUUUCUAAAGAAGUGUGUUUGCUACAUUAGGAAAAUUGCUAACAUUGAGCGCUUUGUGAAAAUCCCAGAGAUGGGAAAAUACAUGGAUAUAACUGGAACAGAACCGAGGAUUAUUCGGGACCCAGAAGCCCAAGAGAAGCUGAUAAAACUCAGGGAUGAAUUUAUUCCUACUAUUGUUGCAUCAUCUAAUCUGAGAGUGUACACAUCUGUUACUCAUUGUGACAUGAAACUAGGCUACUCCCAAGAAAUAGAAAAUCAUUACAUCGAAGGACUUGGUAAACAAUUUUAUGAGGACAUGAUUGACAUAAUUCAGGCAACGGUACAACAGAAUUUUGACACUGAAACUGAUACACUCUAUGACGAAAUCCUUCAACAUUCAUCAUUAUGUAAAACAUAUGCCUCCUUCUACGAGUACAAAUGUGAAUCUCUAAACAUAGUGCAUAACUACAUUCUUCCAAGCAAAACUGGACACAUCAACCCUCUUAUUAUAUAUGGUGGGCCAUGCACUGGGAAGACCCUUCUGCUAGCUGAAGUAGCAAAGAAGGCUUAUGGCUGGCUACAUGAGGACACAGGACCAGAAUCUGACCCAGUAGUCAUCGUGAGAUUUCUAGGAACGACGGAUAUGAGUUCUGACCUUAGGACUCUCCUUCUAAGUGUUUGUGAACAAUUGGCAGUUAACUACCGGUGUCUGGUUCAAAGCUACCCUAAGAAGAUCCAUGACCUCUGUGACUUAUUUAUAAAUCUUUUGAAUGAGUCUUCACUGCAGAGACCUCUAGUCAUAAUAUUUGAUGCACUAGAGCAGCUCUCAGAGAAUGAUGACGCCAGGAAGCUUUGGUGGCUCCCAGCUCACCUGCCCCGCUUUGUCCGGAUAGUCCUUUCCACACUGCCCAACAAACACGGGAUCCUGCAGAAACUAAGGUGCCUUAUCCAUGAAGAAGACAACUACAUCGAGCUGAUUCCCCGAGACAGGAAGAUGUGUAGCCAGGUUCUCAAACACCAGCUGCUGCGUGUCAAAAGGAAGGUCACAUCAGGCCAGCAGAUUUAUGUGAACAAUGCAUUCUCUAAGUGCACACUGCCAAUGUUUGUGAACUUGACCUUCAGGGAGGUGAGACACUGGAGAUCUCACAAAGAUGUCGAUGAAUCCUCCCUCGCUGUCACCGUUCAUGAAAGUAUAGAGCAGUUAUUCUGGUCCUUGGAGAAGAAGUGUGGUCAGAAACUGGUCUCUAGGGCUCUUGGCUACAUCACCAUGGCCAAAAUGGGUCUUAGUGAAAUGGAAUUGGAGGAUGUGUUAGCCCUAGACAACAGUGUAAUGAGCGAGCUCAAUGAAAACACCAGACCCAGCAAUCCCCUGAGAGUACCUUAUUUGUACAUUGCAAGGCUCAAGGAGGGUCUCAGUGGAUACCUAAUAGAAAGACAUGUGAAAAAUGUCACACUCCUAGUCUGGGCCAACAGACACCUGCAUCUCAUAGCCCAGAAGCUAUAUCUGCAGGAUGACAAUGACCUGCGUGAAAUGCACACCAUCCUAGCAGAUUAUUUUCUGGGGGUUUGGUCAGGGGGCAGGAGGAAAGCCUUCUGCCUCGAGGAUCCCUACUUGAAUGGCUGCCUUGACUUGGAGAGCAGAAGCUUGCUGGAGGAAGAAAAGCAUUUCAUGGAACAGGCUUCCUUUGACAGGCAGGCUCCAGACCAGCCCUGGGUUUUCCAGUGUAAUCCCCUGGAACCUGACAUCUUUUUCGUCAAUCAUCGGAAAAUGUCUGAGCUUUUGUACCACUUGACAAGGUGUGGAAAAACCGAUGACCUGCUUUAUGGCAUCAUCAUGAACUUCAGCUGGCUUUAUACCAUGAUCAAAAUUGGCCAGUUUGACAAAGUGCUUUCAGACAUUGAGCUGGCUUACAACUACUCGCAAGAGAAGGAGCUGAAGUUCCUGGCCAGCACCCUCCGCAGCAUCAAAAAUAAGGUCAUUGCAUUUCCCGGCUCCCUUUCAGCAGAGCUUCAGCAAAGACUGCUACCUGUUGUCAGCUCCCUGCCCAAACUUAGACAUCUUCUUUUAGAGUGUGACAAAGACGGGCCCAAAUAUUGCUCCAUUGUACCACUGCAUUCAUCCAUGGAUGUGACAUACAGCCCAGAGCGUCUUCCCUUAUCAUCCAGUCACCUGCAUGUCACAGAGAUCCUGCCUACCUGUAACCCCAGCACUGUCCUCACAGCUUUAGAAAAUGGUUCCAUCAGCACCUGGGAUGUAGAGACUCGACAGCUACUCAGGCAGAUCACCACAGCCCAGUCUGUCAUCCUGGGCAUGAAACUCACCAGUGAUGAAAAGUACCUUGUGGUGGCUACAACAAAUAACACCUUGUUGAUUUAUGACAAUGUCAAUUCUUGUCUCCUGUCUGAAGUAGAAAUCAAGGGGACUAAGCAUGGAAGCAGCGCCACCUACAUCAAUGGAUUUACACUGUCCGCCAACCAUGCCCUUGCAUGGCUCGAAGCCAGCAAAGACGUCACUGUCAUCGAUCUGCUGUACGGAUGGCCACUUUACCAGUUCCACUGCUGGUAUGAAGUGACGUGUGUCCAGUGCUCCCUGGAUGGUCUGUAUGCUUUCUGUGGCCAAUACCUGAACACAACCACCAUAUUUCAUUUAGGGAGUGGAGAAAAGUUAUGUACAGUGUCAUCAGAAUUUUCAGGUGGAUUUGUGAAGUUUCUUCUUAUAUUGGACACGGCUCAGGAAAUGGUCAUGGUAGACAGUGAAGGAAGUCUUUCUGUUUGGAAUACCGAGGACAUUUCCAGCCCCCAGCUGACUGAUGACUUUGAUUGCCGAAGAGAAGACAGCGAGGUGGUCAGCAUUGAGCUUUCAGAAGACCAAAGUGCAGUUUUGAUCUGUAAAGCCCUCAGCAUUGAGCUCUUAGAUACUGGUCUGUGGAAGGUGGCUGAAAAGUUCAGAGCCAAGCACAACGAACGCUUUAUAUCUGCCGUGCUGUCUAAAAAUGGAGAUUGCAUCAUCGCCACCAUGGAAAAUACCUCAGCUGUGUUUUUUUGGAGGCGGGACACAGGACAGUGUAUGGCAAGUUUGCGGGAAAUCUCAGGUUCCAUUGUUAAGUUAGUGAAAUCCAGUCACCACAAUAUGCUACUAUCUUUAUCAACCAGUGGUGUUCUUUCCAUCUGGGAUAUAGAUAUAAUCACAGCUAUGUCCAACAUAGAUAAGACUGGAAAACCCAUCCGAAGUCUAUUGUUGCCUGCUAGAGGGGAAAUCAUUUACUCCCUGGAUGGAUCCGAUUGUGUUCAUAAGUGGAACUUCAGCAGUGGCUUCAUCGAAGCAGUGUUCAAGCAUGAAGGAAUAGUUGAACACUGUGUGUUAACAUCCACUGGAGAUGUAAUGGUGACAUCAGAUGACAAAAGUAGCCAGUAUGUCUGGCACACCAGCAGUGGUGAAAACCUUUUUCGAAUUAACGGGCAGAGAAUAUCUCAGCUGCUGAUUACACACAAUGACCAGUUUGUGGUCUCGCUCUGCGAGGAAAAUGCCUCCAGGGUUUGGAGGCUCGCCACAGGCCACAGGGUCUGCAACAUUCUGACCACUUUGCAGAAUGCCUUUAUUACCUCUGCAAAUACCUUCGUAGUGGGAAUGACUAAAAGCAAAGUGUUGGCAGUCAGUCUCUGGACAGGAAGUAUCACCAAGAAAUUUUGCUGUGAAGAUGGGACCACCAUCGUGAAUUUUAAAUUAAUCCCUGACUGUCCUGAUAUCGUCGUGUUUAUCACAUCGGCCGAGACUGUGAACAUCUGGAGUCUGACAGAUGAAGUGAUCUGUCGGCGCGUGCAACUUCCAAACAACUUCUUGAAAAAUCUGGAGGAUUUUGAAAUUUCUCCCAAUGGAAAGCUAGGCAUUAUAUCCAGGGGAGAUGAAAACAUCAACGUGCUAGAUUUACACAGUGGUAAAUUGCGGGUGGUUCACGCCUCUGGGAUCAUCUGGCGGCAGAGGUUGUCUCGGGAUGGUCGCUACCUGGUAUACAUUUGUUUCCGAAAUGGGGAGGAGGAGGAUGAAAAUGGUGCAAUAUUCAGUUUAAUUGUAAUGAGACUGGCAGAUGGCAAAAAUAUCGGUGCUUGUUCCCUUUACAAAACACCAACUUUCCUUGCACUCUCUCAGAGGCACCUGAACAUCAUUGUGGGCUUUGAUGAUGGGAGUAUAGGGAUAUACACGGUAGUAGACCGUGUAGAUGCUGCACUGAAAAUAAAAAUUGCCACUUCAAAUAGCAGACAAAUUUUCAACAAUGCAACACACACCUCCAGGCCAAAGUGUAACAGUUAUUGUUUUAAAAUAUCUGUGGAUUGCUUAUGGAGAGAGUCCACUGAGGUCUUUGCAAGAGACAGCCCCAUCACAGUUAGUGACUCUACUGAGUCCAAUGAAGCAACACCCUCCAAGAAACACAACUCUUGUUAUGAGCGGGUGUGCUCAGCCCUAGAAACCAGGGGCCACAGCUAUGCCCCUGAUAACUGACAAAAUGUUUUCCAGCUAAGCAGAAAUAUGUGAUCCACAUACAGAAGAAAGAAAAAAAUGUGCCCCAAAUGAUAAACUAUUCAUUUCUUAAAAGACAGGAGCAAUGCUGGAAUUCCAGUGUUUUAUUAAGAUGUUCAUGAAAUGGACAAAUAGGAGGUUGGUCUUGGGUGCGGUCCUUUUGUCAAAGUGUAUCCAGGAAUGUCAGAAUUUGUAGUAGUAGUAUUUAAAUGGUUACUUCAUCUGAAAGGCAGCGGCUAAAAGUUUUUAAAUUAGCUGUGUGGUGAGGCAGCAUAAUUCAUCCCAUUGGUUAAGAUGAGAGAGGCUAGAGUUAUAUACAGAUCAUUUGGAUGGGAAUUAGUUCUACAAAAAUCAGCUGAAAUCAUGAAGACAAAGAGAUGCUUGACUUCAAAUGAUUGUGCGAUAAGUAAACAUAGCCUUAAUCUCUCUUUACAUUUUACAGUCCUGACAACUGUGUACACCUAGUCUGCAGUGAAUGGUCUAAAGGUGCAAAAUAAUGUAACAAAAAUACCUAAGUGUAUUCCCAGUUUCCCAAGAGAUAUGACCUGAAAUGUGAGACUGUGGACUGGACUGGGACAAGAACUAACUACCACUAUCAUAGGGCUACUGAACAUGGAGAGUCAGUCUUUAUUAAAAUACAGUUGCAACAAUUGCAUGCAAGGGUUUCUGUAUAACAGAAUAUAUGAUUUUUAAACUAUUUACUGGGUUGCAAAAGAACACGUUUAAUAAGACACAACAAUCUUUUCACAUCUUUUUGAAAUGCAUAUUUGUGCUGGUGUAAAGAAGAAUUACAGGAAGGGCAUUACAAAUCUGGUCAAAACACCUGUCCAUUUACAUCAUUGUACUAACAGAAGUCUGUACUAUUUGGUCAGUUGUAUGGGAGCAUAAAUAUUCCCUAAAUUCCUGCAGUGAAUAGGAAGCAAGCUUUCUCAACAUGCCAUCUCUGAGAUACUGAUGACGUUUGCCUUACUCACAUUCCUUCUCUUUCCUGUGUAAAAUGCAGAUAGAUGACCAAAUACUCUGGGACAAACUGAAUAUGCCUGUCUUUGUGCUAAAAUAUUCCAUAAAUCUUAAGGGUGUCCAAAGGUUCUUUAUUGUCCUUGUUUGUAAUCACUUUCUUACUUCUACAUGCCAUCUGUAUGCUUCUUUAUCUGUUACUCUUCCUGAUUAAGGACUCUUCUGAGCCUUUUAUAGUGUUAUCCAUUUCAAAGCAGAAGCUGUGGAAUGGUAUUAAAUAUUUUUUAAAACUACUUCACCUGUUUAAAAGAAAACAUUACAUCUCAAAAGGUGAAGAUGAGUGUUCUUUCUUCCAUAUCCUCCUCAUGGCAUGUCCUUGGAUAACUUUUCAAAAGGUAUCCACGCUUUUGGUUUAGUUUAGUUUUCUUAGAAAGUGGAGAAGUAACAAUUUACUACAAUAAUGAACUAGAAACUAACUGAUUUGCCGUAGGUCCAGCUCUGCUAUAAAUUCAUUGUGUAUUCCUAGACAGGCCUUUAACCUCAUCAGUGUGUUGUUUUUGUGGAGUGCAAAAUAAAGGUAGUGAUAGUUUCUGCUGUAGCCCUCAUAGGGACAUUGGGAAGCAGUAUAAGAAAAACUUCAGCAACAUCAUGAUUAUUGAUGCUAAUGGGGAAAAUAAAUUCAUGUAACCCAUAGAGAAUCCAAGUCAACUGUAUUUCCCUUUGGAAAGCAGUUUAACAUGUAAGCUUUCAAAGAUGUGAUUCAGAUAAAAAUACCCAGCUCCACAGUGAAAGACUUUUUGCAGUAUGUUACUUCUGGUUUAGCUACUAGCCAGGGAGGUGGUAGCCCAGAGAAGGCAACCCACAUACAGAUCACCUGGAGUUGAUUAUAUGCGUCUACGCUUUUGAGCUCUUUAGGCAACACAUUCUCAUUCCUGUCAUUAUCAGUUGAACCUCCAUGCCACACAUUUCUAAGAAUUAAAUGCCUAGAUGGAUUAAAUGUAGUAUGUGAAUGUUCUACGUAAAAGCCAAUAGAGUAUACAAGUGACUUGAAUGAUUUUUCCUAACUUGUUUGCAACUGAUAGCUCAUAUUGAAUGUUUUUAUGUAAACUUUGUAUCGUUGGGAAGAAUUACCCAAUCAGAGAUUUAUAUUUUCAUAAAUGUUACAUUUAGUUAAAUUUUGUUACAGAGUUGUUACACUAGAAAAUUAUUUCAGUCUUCAAACAAUAUACAGUCUUGUGUAUGUAUUAUUUGUAUGAAUAAAAGAUAAACUACUUAGA
Chlorocebus sabaeus (green monkey) is the source of this 13957-nucleotide messenger RNA. RefSeq names its product NACHT and WD repeat domain containing 2 (gene NWD2). Gene Ontology annotation, molecular function: protein binding. Lineage: Eukaryota; Metazoa; Chordata; Mammalia; Primates; Cercopithecidae. The record is from RefSeq and is a predicted model, not a curated record.